This is a messenger RNA of Panicum virgatum (switchgrass), 1174 nucleotides long. Its product is annotated as xyloglucan endotransglycosylase/hydrolase protein 8-like. The coding region runs from base 79 to 915 and encodes 278 amino acids. NCBI's taxonomy places the organism in Eukaryota, Viridiplantae, Streptophyta, Magnoliopsida, Poales, Poaceae. Gene Ontology annotation, biological process: cell wall biogenesis; xyloglucan metabolic process. Gene Ontology annotation, cellular component: apoplast; cell wall. The record is from RefSeq and is a predicted model, not a curated record. The transcript has 2 exons. Gene Ontology annotation, molecular function: xyloglucan:xyloglucosyl transferase activity; hydrolase activity, hydrolyzing O-glycosyl compounds.
GCACUUCCAACACAACUCAAUCGCGCGUCCUCCCCCUUUCUAAUAAGCUCAUUUCCAAGAAGCUGUAGAGCAGCCACAAUGGCAGGGCGGCGUUCCCUGGCUCUGCUCGCCGUCUCCCUCGCGCUCUUGCAGGUCGCCUCGGCGGCGAGGUCCUGGCUCACCGAGUUCACCACGGACGGCACCGUCCGCACGGGGUACGACGCUUCCGGCCAGAAGGUGAUGAUGCUCAACCUCGACCGGAGCUCCGGCCCCGCUGGAUUCAACUCCAAGGAGCAGUUCCUCUACGGCGAGUUCAGCAUCGAGAUGAAGCUCAUCCCCGGAAACUCCGCCGGCACCGUCUCCUGCUUCUACCUUUCGUCCGGCACCGAUGACUGGCGCGACGAGAUCGACAUGGAGUUCAUGGGCAACUCGAGCGGCCAGCCGGUGGUGCUCAACACCAACGUGUGGGCCAACGGGGACGGCAAGAAGGAGCACCAGUUCGACCUCUGGUUCGAUCCCUCCGCCGACUACCACACCUACACCAUCAUCUGGAACCCGGAGAACAUCCUCUUCAAGGUCGACAACGUCUUCAUCCGGUCCUUCAAGCGCUACGCCGACCUGCCCUACCCGAGCUCCAAGCCCAUGACGCUGCACGCGACGCUGUGGGACGGCAGCUACUGGGCCACGGAGAAGGGCAAGGUCCCCAUCGACUGGAGCAACGCGCCCUUCGUCGUCUCGUACCGGAGCUUCUACGCCAACGCCUGCGUCAGCGGCGGCGCGUGCCACGCCGGCAGGGACGGGUGGAUGCACAGGCAGCUCGACGCCGCCGAGUGGGGCACCGUGAGGUGGGCGGAGCGCAACUACAUGCGCUACAACUACUGCCAGGAUGGGUGGAGGUUCUCGCAGGGGCUCCCCGCCGAGUGCAGCCGCAACUGAUGGUCCGCGGCCGGCAUUGAUUACUGCAUUGGUUUCUUUUUCAUUGGAUUUAUGAUUGUUAUUCUUGUUCUUCUUUGUGAAUUUGUGAUUACAAAAGCAGCCCCGCAGCAGCAAAGUGUGGGCGGUUGUUACUAUGAACACUAAGCCACUGUGCUUGUUACUAUAAAAGGCAAACAGAAAUAGUUUGCUUUUAAUGCACAGGCGUGUAGUUGAGUUACCAUUGUGGUACUUAAAAUUACAACUUAAAUCUUGGUAUCUG